UCCACUCCUGUUCACACCCUCUCUCUCUCUCGGAUUCUUUCCCUCUCUGUUUGUUCCUGUCCUAUUCAGACGAAGCCUGCUGUGUUCCCUUGCUGUCUGUACUGCUGUUGAGGGAGGAGUAGAGCUGUGCAGGAUUGAGCGGGACAAUGUAUGACAGCGUAGAACAGUCUAGGGCUGUGUAGGGCUGUGUUAGGGCUGUGUAGGGCACGAGGGUUAUUGUGCUGGCAGAGGUAGGGCUCUCCCAUGGCCUACCCUCAGUGCCCGGCCCCUGGGUCCUACACCAUGGUCAUCAUCCCUCUCCGGAGCAGCCUCUACAGCCUUGAAGCCCUGCGCUUCUACCUCUGGGUGAGACCUAUUAAGAGGCUGAAGGACUUAGAAAGGGAGAAGGACUCUCUAUGGGCCGGGCUGCAGGUUCUGGAGCAGGCCCGGCUCUGGUACCGACACAGACUGGAGGACAACAGAGCCAGGCAGGCUAACGUGGGCACCAGGGCUGGGGCUAGGGCAAAGGAGCGUGGAGGAGAGGGGGCGUCAUCGUGCCUCCUGAGGUCUCAGAUCCAGAGGGUGAAUGGAUCUUUGGGUAGUCUGAUGAGUGAGCCCAACGUAACCAGCUGUCCCUCGUCUCCAAAGAGGGACGGGGUCGAGGUAUCAGACAGUGAGCUACGGUGGCAGAACACAGUACUGGUACAGGAGGUGAGUGAGAAGAAUCUUCAAAUCUCACUGUUGGAGCUGGAGAGAGACAGACUUUUGCAAGAGCUGAGUGUGCAUCUGGGUGUAGAAAUGUAGUGGGCAUCCUGACUGAAUUAUUUCCCAUGUUUGUACACUGCUAUCCAGCCCAUUUCACUGCUAUCACACAUGAACACACACACGACUGAGCACUGCUUCAUAACUCUUCAACAAAAGUUAUUCCAAUCAAUGUCAUGAUUUCAUUGUCUCUCACCACUGUAAAUAUGUUUGUCAAAUAAUCAUUUAAUAUACUGUAUGUACAAAGAC
Molecule: messenger RNA, 990 nt
Organism: Coregonus clupeaformis (lake whitefish)
Lineage: Eukaryota; Metazoa; Chordata; Actinopteri; Salmoniformes; Salmonidae
Product: suppressor APC domain-containing protein 1
Exons: 4
Coding region: 244-783 (179 amino acids)
Source: RefSeq, a predicted model, not a curated record